Molecule: messenger RNA, 2265 nt
Organism: Branchiostoma floridae (Florida lancelet)
Lineage: Eukaryota; Metazoa; Chordata; Leptocardii; Amphioxiformes; Branchiostomatidae
Product: scavenger receptor cysteine-rich domain superfamily protein-like
Exons: 8
Coding region: 1-1542 (513 amino acids)
Cellular component (GO): membrane
Source: RefSeq, a predicted model, not a curated record
AUGCCGCUGAGAUUCCCGAAGACGGUUACUGUUGAUGGCGGCUGGUCUGACUGGAGCCCAUGGUCUGACUGCAGCGUGACGUGUGGAGUCGGUACGCAGACUCGGGACCGAAGCUGCACCAAUCCGGAACCAGAGCACGGCGGGGCGGAGUGUGAUGGAGAUACUCAGGAGACACAACAGUGCGACACGGGAGUUUUCUGUCCAGUUGAUGGCGGCUUGUCUGACUGGAGCGCAUGGUCUGGCUGCAGCGUGACGUGUGGAGUCGGUACGCAGACAAGGCACCGAAGCUGCACCAAUCCCGCACCAGCUCACGGCGGGGCGGGGUGUCAUGGAUAUACUGACGGAACACAACAAUGCAACACGGGAGUUUCCUGUCCAGUCAUCCGUCUCGUGGGUGGAAGUUCGUCCAGAGAGGGCAGGGUGGAAGUGUAUCGUAGUGGACAGUGGGGGACCGUCUGUGACGACGAUUUUGACAUAAACGACGCCAACGUGAUCUGCCGUCAGUUGGGAUACGGCAGCGCUAUCGACGCCCGAUCUCAAGCAGCCUUCGGGGCGGGGUCAGGCCAGAUCUGGCUGGACAACUUGGCCUGCGGAGGUACCGAGGCACGCGUCGAACACUGCAGCCACAACGGAUGGGGCUCACAUAACUGUGGGCACGGUGAGGACGCUGGCGUGGUAUGCUCGGAUGGAGAAUGCCAGACGGGAAAUGGAGCGUCCUACCGAGGAACAGUCUCUGUGACCCCAACAGGCAAGACGUGCCAACGCUGGGACAGCCAGACACCUCAUGUACACAGCAGGACACCUGGGAAUUACCGGUCCUCCGGACUGGAGCAGAACUACUGCCGGAAUCCUGACGGCUCACGCGGAGUUUGGUGCUACACCACGGAUCUCUUCACAAGAUUUGAGUAUUGCGACAUACCAACAUGUGGCAUCCGACUUGUCAGUGGAAGUUCGCCCAGAGAGGGCAGGGUGGAGGUGUAUCAUGGCGGACAGUGGGGGACCGUCUGUGACGACGAUUUUGACAUGAACGACGCCCGCGUGAUCUGCCGUCAACUGAGACAAGGAAGCGCUGCCCAGGCCCGAUCUUACGCAGCUUUCGGGGCGGGGUCAGGUCAGAUCUGGCUGGACAACUUGGCCUGCAGGGGUUCCGAGACAAUCGUCGGUGACUGUCGCCACAACGGAUGGGGCUCACACAACUGUGGGCACGGUGAGGACGCUGGUGUGGUCUGCUCGGGCGACAUCCGACUCGUGGGUGGAAGUUCGUCCAGGGAAGGCAGGGUUGAAGUGUACCAUAACGGACAGUGGGGGACCGUCUGUGACGACGCUUUUGACCUGAACGACGCCCACGUGAUCUGCCGUCAACUGGGAUACGGAGGCGCUACCCAGGCCCGAUCCUACGCAGCCUUCGGGGCGGGAUCCGGCCAGAUCUGGCUGGACAAUGUGGAAUGCGGGGGUUCCGAGAGAAACAUCGAACAUUGCAGGCACAACGGAUGGGGCUCACAUAACUGUGGGCACGGUGAGGACGCUGGCGUGGUCUGCUAGGACGCAAGGGGAUAGCGGCAGACUGGAUUCUGUCUCCGCUGUUCAUCGGUUCUACGGUGGCCAAGAAGAGUACUUGCUUUUUUUUGGAGGUUUACAAAUUUUUGGUGUUUUUCUUAAUUAAGGUUCUAUAACUCCGGGACGGAGGGUAACCUCCGACGGAGUACUGUAGUUGGGUGAUGUGACAAUUGUUUGGAGCUGUAUCUCUACGUUCCCUUUGUUGCAUGCAUUUGUUUGGUGUCAUGUCGUGUGCUCGUAGCUGUCUGAUGGAGAAUCGAUCAGCUGUUGCUCCAGUUGAAAUUCCAAGCAGAUGUUAUGUGGCGACCAUCAUUUACUACAUUGGAUACUAUAGACAUAAUGUUAUGAUAAAGUACCACAUGUCCUUGAAUGAAAACACUGUUAGAUCCAAAGGAUCAAUGAGCGCAAAUCUAAAGGGGAUCAAUUACUGAUAUGAACAGAUAGCUGAUGGUGUUAAACAGAGUGUAUUAUUGGAAGUAAGCUAUUUUUUUUUGCAUGUUGAUGAUUCUUGAGUGUUAUUCAUACAUUGCCCUUAUAAGCUAAUAACAGUAACGUUAAGAACCCCCGUUACUCGUUUUCUGAUGGUCUCUGUCUACGCGGCUUGCCAUAGUUGGAUAUUGCCAAGCAGAUGCUGUGUUAAGGUCUCAUUGAUGUAUUACUCCGAGUGUGUAAGAGAUCCGAACCAAAAAAUAAACGGCUGCAUGGAUG